AUGUCGACUACAGAGGUUACCACCACGGCUGACUCGGAGGAGCAGCUCCUGGCGGAUCUGGAGACGAGCAAGACACUUCCUCUAUGGAAACAGAUGGCACGAUUGAAUCCUCCCGCACCGAAUCCAACUACGGUGCCCUAUCUGUGGAAGUACAAGUCCAUUCGGCCGAAUUUGGAGCGUGCUGGGAAGCUCGUCCCAGAAUCGCAAGCUGAGCGUCGAGUCUUGAUGCUCGUCAAUCCUGCCCGUGAUGCCCCCUACACAACAGACACCCUCUACGCCGGCCUCCAGCUAGUCAUGCCCAACGAAAUCGCCCGCGCCCACCGCCACACAGCUUUCGCCAUGCGUUUCAUCAUCGAAGGUACCGGCGGCUUCACAGCCGUCCACGGCCGCCGCAUCACCAUGCAACGCGGCGACGUGAUUCUCACGCCGACAUGGAACUACCACGACCACGGCAAGGACGGAUCUGGCCCGAUGGUCUGGCUGGACGGGCUGGAUCUACCUACCUUUAGACACUUCCCUGUGCAUUUUGUCGAGCACUUUGAUCAACCGCGGUAUCCGGCCGAGGACGUUGAUAGUAAGACUUCGCCGUUGGUGUUUCCUUGGGUGGAGAUGAAAGAAAGACUUGACGCUGUGCCGGGAGAGUGGGCUGCUUUGAGGUAUCUGAAGGAUGAUGGGCGAGAGGUGAGCCGUGUCCUGGGCGGUAGCGCCGAGCGCAUCGCGGCCAGUGCGUCCUCGCCUUCUCGUCGCGAGACCACCUCGGCUGUUUACCAUGUUAUUAGCGGUAGGGGUCGGUCGGCUAUUGGAGAGGAGGAGUUUGCUUGGGAGCAAGGUGAUACCUUUUGUGUGCCUUCGUGGUAUAGAUAUCAGCAUUUCGCGGAGGGGGAGGAGGGGGUGUAUCUGUAUCGGUUUGAUGAUCGGCCGAUGCUCGAUGCGCUGGGAUUUUAUCGGGCGGAGGGGGUGGAUGUGGAGAGUCUGGUGUCGGAUUAG
Penicillium daleae is the source of this 987-nucleotide messenger RNA. RefSeq names its product cupin domain-containing protein. The coding region runs from base 1 to 987 and encodes 328 amino acids. The transcript is spliced from 3 exons. Lineage: Eukaryota; Fungi; Ascomycota; Eurotiomycetes; Eurotiales; Aspergillaceae. Gene Ontology annotation, molecular function: dioxygenase activity. The record is from RefSeq and is a predicted model, not a curated record.